Messenger RNA from Sporothrix brasiliensis 5110, 1773 nucleotides. RefSeq lists its product as uncharacterized. The coding region runs from base 1 to 1773 and encodes 590 amino acids. NCBI's taxonomy places the organism in Eukaryota, Fungi, Ascomycota, Sordariomycetes, Ophiostomatales, Ophiostomataceae. The transcript is spliced from 9 exons. The record is from RefSeq and is a predicted model, not a curated record.
AUGAAUGUUACCUCUUACGACACGACUCGCGCUCGAGCCAACGAAGAUGGCGGCCGGGCCAGUCGCGUCGGCGUACGCCCGCCAGGGGCCAAUGACAGCAGCCAACACGACUACCAUGGGACGAAACAGCGCACCAGCCAGGGCAUCUCCUCCUCCAACCGGCAUGAAUGCAGGGACAAGGACUGCAGGAAGCCCGUCGCCUGGCGCAACGUUGACAACAUUGGCGGCAUCGCCCCCGAAAUCAACGGCCACAACGCUAGCAACCACAACAGCGGCAACAUGGGCUCUGCCCUCGUCCCGUUUCACGCCAACCAAGAGGCGCGGGAGGUCCAGAUGAAGCUGUACGACAUUUUGUCGGCGACGGGCUUGCCACAGGGCGACCUUCCCGUCCUCGGCAACAGGCCACUCGCGUUUGCAACGCUUCAGCCCGGCCCGACCUCGUCUUCCACGCCGCAGCAGUCGCCGCUGCAGGGCAGUGUUGCUUGGAUGUGUGCACAGUUCAGCAUAGAGCGCGAUCGUCGGGAGUGGUACUACCGCCAGCGCAGGUCGCACCUGCCUCUCAUUUUCUCCGACUUUUGCGAAGACCAUGCCUUCUGUCCGGCGUUUCGCUGUCACGAAGUCAAAGGACAGGUCGCCGACCUGACGCAUUCCGAGAAGAACGCCAGCAAGUUCCUGCGGCACGAAUUCUGUCCAAAGCACAAAUGCGAAGUCGACAAAUGCGAGCUUCUGUGUGACGAGACCAAACCCAACUCUCUCGGAAAAUUCUGCCCAAAGCACAAAUGCUACUAUACAGGUUGCGUCAAGCAGGCCCAAGAUGGUCGUGGAUACUGCGGCGAACAUGGGUGUCGGUCGACCAAUUGCCAAAAGAUCGCCGUCGUCGGCUACAUGCUCUGCAAAAAGCACCUCGAAUGUGCUGAGCGUUCCUGCGUGCGUCCUCGCUUUGUCGUGCCCACAGACCGCGUCCUCGACCCCAAGGAUGUUGCGGAGUGCUCGAUUGAGCGCUACGACCGCGACCACUACCUGACAUACUACCUGGCCUACUGCAAAGAUCACGGCAUCUGCGCCGACAAAUCGUGCUCAAACUUCCGCAUCAGCUCCAGUGUGCACUGCCGCAAGCAUGCCUGUCUUGAGUUCGGCUGCCGCAAACCCUGUCGCAGUGGCCUCAAAUACUGCGAAGCUCACUUCAAAGACAAGCACAAAAAGCAAACCAAGGCGGCUGUUCGGCGGGACACCGAAGACACAAAGAUCGCCGUCCAGCGUGAGACCCAGCAGUGGGCCAGCACGUUUGGUGUGUCUGUUGGUGUCGGAUCCGGUGCUGGCAGCCUCUACGGUGACCAGCCGACCCGUCGCCCGCUACGAUAUUUUCCCAUAUCCAACCUUUCCAUGAGCAACCGGUCUGCCGGAUCGCGCCUAGGCGGGUCGCCGCCGCGCCGAUGGCACGGCGACCAUGACUUUGAUGAUGGUUGGGGGGAUGAGCAGGAUUAUGAUGGAGACCGUUUUCGCCCUGAAGGCCGUCGCCACCGUGACGAAGGCUCCAAAGGCAACUUCCACAUGCACACACCCUCGUCCUCGGAUGCCGGGCGCUCCCGGUACCACGACAACAACGACCUUGACGACAAUAGCCCCAGCAGCCAUGGGAUGCCAAAGCAGUCGCCACCAACCGUCGAUGCCGGGGAUGGUCAGAUCAACGCCACAGAAUCAAAAUGCAGCCAGGCCACCCACCGGGACUGGCGGAAACAACUCUGCCAACGCAGGAAAUACCAACACAAGUAA